ACACCCUGGUAUUAGGGUGAGUGACAGCUAUCUAGUGUUCCCCACUUUGUAUGUGUUUUAGUGGUUUUUUCUUUCUUUCUUUCCACCUAAUCAUUUCCUUUUUAAGUUCUCUCAGUCAAACUAACUUCUUCAACAACAGCAACUCUCUCCAAAAUAAAAUUCUGAAGUUGAACCCUGUCCAUUACUUUUUUUCUUUCUCUUCAAUCUUCUUAUCAUGGCUUCUGAUUCUCAGACCGCAACUGCAACUACAUCUGAAAAGCCACUGGAUAACAAGGUCGACGAGGAGGCUAAGUUGAUGGAAAAAGAGAUUGUUUUGGAGGAAACUGUGGAUGUUGUGAAGGAUAAUAAACGUUCAGAUUCAAGCCUGAGUGUUACUAAGGAGGAGAGCCUUGAUCAAACUCCUGGUGGUGAGCCGGAGAAGGAACCACAUGGAGAUGUGGAAGAGGUUGUAGCAGUUGUGAAAGCAGAGGAAUCUACAGAGAAGGUGGCAGAUGUAAAUGGUGAGAAGAAGGUGGAACUUGAAGAACCAACCCCUGUGAAACAGAGUGUUGAAGAAGUUAUUGUUGAAGCUGCUGAUGCAGAGAAAGAAGAAGGGAAAGGAAAAGAAGAAAAUGGUGAGGAGAAGGCAGGUGAAAGUGGAACUAAAGAACCAGUCCCUGUGAGUGUUGAAGAAGUUAGUCUUGAAGUUGCUGAUGCAGAGAAAGCAAAAGGGAAAGGAAAAGAUGAAGAUGGUGAGGAGAAGGUAGCUGAACAAGUAGAGCUUAAAGAACCAAUCCUUGUGAAAGCAGAAGAGAAGCCAACCGUUGAAAGUGUAGCUGAAGAAGACAAGAAGGAUAAGGAUGAGACCAAGGUGGUUGAUGUUUCUGAAUCAACAGAUGAAGCCGGAUGCAAACAAAUUGAUGUUCAACCUGUGAGAGAAGUACCUGAAGAGACUGUAGAAGACAAGAUCAAAGACGUUGAGGUUCUUGAAGUCACACCAAAGGCAGAGGCUUCCGUUGUUGUUGAGGCUCAGCCUGAGAAAGCAAAUGUUGAAGUAGUGAAAACAGAGGAAACCGUUGAAAGUGUAGCUGAAGAAGACAAGAAGGAUAAGGAGGAGACAAAGGUGGUUGAUGUUUCUGAAUCAACAGAUGAAGGCAAACAAGUUGAUGUUCAACCUGUGAGAGAAGUACCUGAAGAGACUGUAGAAGACAAGAUCAAAGACGUUGAUGUUCUUGAAGUCGAGGCAAAGCCAGAUGAUUCUGAAAAAGUUGAGGCUCAGCCUGAGAAAGCAAAUGUUGAAGUAGUGAAAACAGAGGAAACAAGAGAAGAAGAAGCUAAGGUUGAGCUUGAGGGAAAGCUGGAGGAUACCAUUGUUGUUGAGACCAAAGAGACUUCUGAAUCUGCCCCCCAAAAGGAGACAGAAGGAGACGCUUCUUCUCCUGCUGAUCUCACUGAGAAAGCCAUUACUGAGGAGAAGCAUGUAGUGGAAGAACCAUCAAAGGAUGAGCCAGAGAACGUAACUGAAGCAAAAGGCAUCGUCACCAAAGCACCAGCUACAGAAGAAGUAAACAUCAAGAAGGAUGAUGAAACACCUGCUGCAGAUGUCAAGAGCGAAGAAGAGACUUUGAAAGAAACCGAAGGAAACAAACAAGAGGAAUCAGUCGCAGAGAAAGUACCAGAGGUUGUAGAGACAGCACCCGUUGUUAAAGAGAUCGAAGAACCGGAAGUCACAGCCAAAGAAGUUGUUGUUGUUAAGCCAAAAAAUACAAACAGCAUCAUGUCAAAGGUGAAGAAGUCUCUUGUUAAGGCAAAGAAAGCAAUCAUUGGGAAAUCUCCAAGCUCCAAGACUAUCACAACUGAAGAAGCCAAAGAAGAGAUCAUCAAAGCCAAGUGAUUAAAGAAAAAGAGUCAUGGAUUCCUUGAAAGUCUUUUCAGGUAUUUUAAAUUUAUUUUGUUGGUUUUGUUUCUUUGUGUUGGGGGGAAAGGAAAAAAAGACAGAACAUUCUUUUUAUUUUGUGUUUGAUGGCUUUGUGUGGUUAUAACUUUUAUGUCUGUAAAACCUACAAAGAUUUGGCUUUGUGUUAUGGAUGUGUGUUUGAGAAA
Molecule: messenger RNA, 2082 nt
Organism: Raphanus sativus (radish)
Lineage: Eukaryota; Viridiplantae; Streptophyta; Magnoliopsida; Brassicales; Brassicaceae
Source: RefSeq, a predicted model, not a curated record